AUGGUCUACCGCGUAAUGGUCUUCUCACCACGCAAGACAACCAUCACACACGAGGAAUUCAAAACCCGCUACGAGCAGCACAUGCGCAUGAUAGCAGAUAUCUGCGGCGACGCAGCACCCCCUCUCGCACACGCGACGUACGAUGCCGUUGUCACCAUGUCCUUUGGGGACGAGGCUGCAUGGGGCAGGUUCUGUUGUGCGUUGAAUACGCCGGAGGCUAAGGCGAUGAUUGAGACUGAUGAGGCGGGGUUUUGGGAUCGGGAGAGGAUGAAGGUUAUGGUUGUUGAGGAUGUCAGGAAGUUGGAAAAGUAG
This is a messenger RNA of Penicillium mononematosum, 312 nucleotides long. Its product is annotated as Dimeric alpha-beta barrel. The coding region runs from base 1 to 312 and encodes 103 amino acids. The transcript has 2 exons. Gene Ontology annotation, molecular function: oxidoreductase activity. The record is from RefSeq and is a predicted model, not a curated record. NCBI's taxonomy places the organism in Eukaryota, Fungi, Ascomycota, Eurotiomycetes, Eurotiales, Aspergillaceae.